AUGUCCCAAAGCAUAAUUAUGCCAAGCUUAAAAGCCAGAGGGUCCAAGAGCCAUAGGAGAAGAAAUUUAGCAUUUGGUAAAGAUACAAGUCAAAGUUCAACAUAUUAUGUACUAUCAUCAUCAUCAAAUGCUGUAGAUGGUAAUACUGAUGGCGAAUGGUGGAAUGGAUCUUGUACACAUACUGACUUUAUUAAUGGUCCCAAAUGGUGGUGUGUUAACUUGCGGGCACCUGAACGAUUUCACACUAUUAGGUUGUAUAAUAGAAACGGCGCCAAGGAAAGAUUACAAGGAUUCUCUAUAAAAGUAAGUAAUACUGGAGGAUGUGAUCAAAAUACAUUUGAUUCAAGUCAAGUUUGUUACACAGAUGAAAGCUCCACACCACAAGAUGUUUAUUCUGUACAUGAUUGUAAAGAAGGGCAGUUUAUAUUUAUUACAGUACCAGCACAACAAACUUUAACACUUUGUGAAGUGAAAAUAUUACAAGGUGAUUUAUUAAAUUAUAAUAUCGUUCACAAUAUGUGUGUGUUCGUGAUGCAUAAUAUACUGAAUAAAUGGAUGUAUGAAAAAUAA
This is a messenger RNA of Lottia gigantea (owl limpet), 570 nucleotides long. RefSeq lists its product as hypothetical. Lineage: Eukaryota; Metazoa; Mollusca; Gastropoda; Lottiidae. The record is from RefSeq and is a predicted model, not a curated record. Bases 1 to 570 code for a protein of 189 amino acids. The transcript is spliced from 3 exons.